CCCUCUCUAAAUGACAACAACCGCACCAACAACACAAGAUUCACCCACCCAUUCAUUCAGUCAUUCAGUUGUGCUUACCAGGUGGCCCAGAAACCAUGGGCUCAACCGUCGAUAUCGCCUCGUCGUUCAUCGAGGGUGCGCCUCCCUCCGAGCUCGCCGAUGUUGUCAAGGACAUCAAGGCACUCACCUCGGACGAUGAGCCAGACCUGAUUGCCAAACUGAAACCCGCAUUUCAAAAAUACAAUGAAGAACAGCUGGUCGCUGUCAAGUUGCCUGGAGCGAGUGACUAUGUCUUGGUGUCCAGCUACAACAAAAUCUCCUCCAGUCCUCCACGAUACUACGACUCGGCUUCCUCUACGUCCUUUGAAUUUGACCACACGACCGCCAAAGCCAGCUCCCCUCAGUCCUACACGCACGAGACCCAGCAUUCCACCUUGGUGCAGUCCAUCCUCAAGUCCCUCUCGGCACACUUCUCCGAGCACUACCCGCCCACGUCGUCCGCCGCGUUCACCGCCUGCGCCACGCCGGACGACAGUCAGAUUGCGGUCCUGAUAUCCAGCACGAAAUCCAGCCCCAAGAACUUCAUCAGCGGCCAGUGGCGGAGUCGGUUCCUCUUCGACCCGGCCUCCUCUUCGCUGAGCGGCAGCAUACGGGUCAAUGUGCACUACUACGAGGACGGCAACGUGGCGCUCACGACGAAAAAGGAGAUUGACGGUGUCGAUGUGGGCGGGAGUGACGGCGGCAGUGUCGUGAGGAAGAUCGCCGCCAUCGAGAAACAGUACCAAGAGGAAGUGAACAGGACGAUCGUGGGGAUGAACGAGAGCAGCUUUAAAAACUUGAGACGGCAAUUGCCCGUGACGAGGCAAAAGGUCGAAUGGGAAAAGAUCCGUGGUUAUGGCCUCGGUAGUGAUUUGAGAGGGGAGGCGAAGCGGUGAAAGAUCUACUUGAUGGAGUUUCUUGAAGAACACAUGCAGAGGGUCCUGGACGAGUACCCUUCGGCAAGAACGAAGAGAUGGAGGUGCUACGAUUCUGGGAGAAUGGGAAUACACAUCUCGUCGGAAGGAAAUACCAUCGAAUUGCUUACAAAUGCCUGAACAUAUGUUGCAGUCUCUCUGGGCUGGGAUAUCAGCGCGGAAACUAUUUGACGAGCGAAAUGUUAGGAAAGACAAGGUAUGGUCAGAGUCCUUGGGGUCUUUGUAUGGAGCACAUCUCAGCCAGGCAUAAGCUUGCGUAACCAGAUGCUCGUUUGGUAAGUAGCCAAUUGGUACGAAUUACGGCAGUCUCUUUCCUUCUCUCGUUGCCUUGGCCACCUCACUCUGCGUCGUGUCCUCCGCAUACCGUUUAUAGGCAUCAAUAUACUGUUCCCUGUC
Exophiala oligosperma is the source of this 1370-nucleotide messenger RNA. RefSeq lists its product as uncharacterized. Gene Ontology annotation, cellular component: actin cortical patch; F-actin capping protein complex. Gene Ontology annotation, biological process: actin cytoskeleton organization; barbed-end actin filament capping. Gene Ontology annotation, molecular function: actin filament binding. The transcript has 2 exons. NCBI's taxonomy places the organism in Eukaryota, Fungi, Ascomycota, Eurotiomycetes, Chaetothyriales, Herpotrichiellaceae. The coding region runs from base 96 to 935 and encodes 279 amino acids. The record is from RefSeq and is a predicted model, not a curated record.